Molecule: messenger RNA, 798 nt
Organism: Coffea eugenioides
Lineage: Eukaryota; Viridiplantae; Streptophyta; Magnoliopsida; Gentianales; Rubiaceae
Product: dirigent protein 2-like
Exons: 2
Coding region: 1-798 (265 amino acids)
Source: RefSeq, a predicted model, not a curated record
AUGGCAAAAGGUUCAGCUUUAGCAUCCAUCCAAAUUACCCUUGUGCUAUUACUAGCAAUCUUUGUUUGUUUAGAAGCUGAUCUUCUUGGACCUUACGGUUGCUGCCGUGGAAAGGAAACAAAUAUUACUGUGUACCUUCAAGUGUUUACGGGCGGACCAAAUACCACCAGUGUUGCAGUUGCCGGCGCCCCUGCUAGCCUUUCAACAUACAAAAUGGCAAAAGGUUCAGCUUUAGCAUCCAUCCAAAUUUCCCUUGUGCUAUUACUAGCAAUCUUUGUUUGUUCAGAAGCUGAUCUUCUUGGACCUUACGGUUGCUGCCGUGGAAAGGAAACAAAUACUACUGUGUACCUUCAAGUGUUUACGGGCGGACCAAAAACCACCAGUGUUGCAGUUGCCGGCGCCCCUGGUAUGCCGAGAACUCCCACCAAUUUUGGAACCAUUAUUGUUAAUGAUGCUAACAUGACACAAGGCAUCAGCAACAAUUCUCCAACUAUUGGUCGGGCCCAAGGCAUUUAUAUAGCUUCAUCCCGUGAUGGAUCAAGCUCACUGGGCAUAUUUUCUCUCAUUUUCUCCAACCCCCAAUACAACGGGAGCACAUUGGAAUUCGACGGACCAGGAUAUAACUUACAAGUAGGUGGUACGGCGAGAGAAGUUCCAAUAGUUGGUGGCACCAAAACGUUUAGGCUUGCUCGGGGAUAUGGAUAUUUUCAGACAGUUCUGCAAAAUCCGGCACAGAAUAAAACGGUUAUAAGGGGCGAUAUUACCGUAAUCCAAUGCCCAGGAGGAGGGAAAGUUUGA